Molecule: messenger RNA, 3234 nt
Organism: Morus notabilis
Lineage: Eukaryota; Viridiplantae; Streptophyta; Magnoliopsida; Rosales; Moraceae
Product: receptor-like protein EIX2
Exons: 2
Coding region: 8-2986 (992 amino acids)
Molecular function (GO): protein binding
Source: RefSeq, a predicted model, not a curated record
AUACAGAAUGGUGGGCAGCAAAUUAUCAGCCAGCCAAAAAAAAAAAAAAAAAAAACUUUUGAAAUCCUUUCAUCAAAACUUCUUAAUCUGCUCAUUUGCAGUGAUGGGUAGAUUGAUUGUGGUGUUUCUAGUUCUUUCGGUUUGCCUGGUGUGUACCCAUGGAUCCAACACUUCAACAUCAGCAAGAGCUGGAGAGCCAAAGAUCAGAUGCAUGGAAGCGGAGAGGAAAGCACUCCUCAACAUUAAGAAGGAUCUUCAAGGAACGCGGAAGGACAUUGAUGAUCUUCUUUCUUCUUGGGGAAAUGAAGAGGAAAGAAGAGACUGCUGCAAGUGGCUCGGGAUUCGAUGUUCCAACAAGUCCGGUAACGUGAUCAGCCUUGAUCUUUCUCCGUCGACUUUUGGCACGAGUUAUUAUAACUUGAAAGGUAAGAUCAGUCCUUCAUUGUUUGAGUUGCGAAACCUGACUUAUUUGGACCUCAGUGUCAUUGGCUUCAGUAGGAGAGACCACAUCCCAAGUUCUAUAGGUAGUCUUAGCCAGUUAAGAUACCUCAAUCUCUCUUCUACUUCUUUUAUGGGAGAAAUUCCUCCUCAGUUUGCGAAUCUUUCGAGCUUGGAGGUUCUUGAUCUUAGCGACAAUAAUGAUUUAGUUACAACCAAAAUCCUUGAAAGUGCUUCUCACCUUUCUUCUUUAAGAAUCCUUGUUUUGUCUAGUACCAACUUGAGCACAGCGAGCGAUUGGAUGCAGAGAGUUAGCCAACUUUCUAGCCUAACAACCUUGCAGUUACAUUCUUGUCAUCUUCCAAAUAUCAGCAGCAACAAUCCUUCAUCUAUUUCCUUUGUCAAUUCUUCGAGAUCUGUCGCUUUCCUUGAUCUUCGGUGGAAUCGUCUUUCUACUUCUAUAUACCCAUGGUUGUUGAACCUUAAUAGCCUCGUUCAUCUCGAUCUCUCAGAGAACCGGUUAGAAGGUUCUUUUCCUGAAGCCCUUGGCAAGAUGGUAGACCUGACAUACCUCGAUCUCCGCUACAACAUGUUAAAAGGAUCUAUACCAGAAUCUUUUGGCAAGAUGGUAGGCCUCACAUACCUCGGUCUAAGUUUCAAUGACUUAAGUGACUCUAUACCGGAAAUUUUUUACAACAUGAGUGCCCUUGAGUACCUUGAUCUUGGCCAUAAUUUGCUGCAUGGUCAAAUCCCAACUUCCAUUUGGAACCGGAGUAAGUUACGUACAUUGAGAAUGGGUUCAAAUAAUCUUAGUGGUGAUAUCCCUCAAACCGCUUUCCAACAAUUUAAACAACUAGAAAUUUUAGACAUUUCUAGAAACUCUCUCGGAGGUGUUAUUUCUGAAGCUGGUUUUUCAAAUCUUUCUCAAUUAACAUAUUUGGAUCUGUCUUUCAACUCAUUAACUUUGGACAUCCAUCCUGAUUGGGUUCCUCCAUUUCAGUUGGAUUACAUACUGCUUGCAUCCUGCAAGUUGGGCCCUCUGUUCCCAAAAUGGCUUCAAACUCAAAAGAACUAUUAUCAACUUGAUAUUUCUAAUUCUGGUAUUUCGGAUACCAUUCCCAAUUGGUUAUGGGAUCCUUUAUCAGGUGAUAUUAUUUGGGAUGAUACUAGUUAUUUAAACCUUUCGAACAAUGAAAUCAAAGGAGAAUUCGGAAACAUUUCAUUAGAGAUUGAAAAUUAUAGUUGGCAGAUUGAUUUGAGUUCGAAUCAGUUAGAAGGUCCGGUGCCAUCUUUUUUGCUCAAUGUGGUUGCUCUAUAUAUUUCCCGGAAUAGAUUUUCGAAGCUAGAUUUUAGAUGUAACGACACAGGGUUUGCUAAUUUGGGAUUUCUGGAUGUGUCAUAUAAUCAAUUGUUUGGGGAGCUUCCUGAUUGUUGGUCGCAGUUUGAAAGCUUAGAAACUCUGAUUUUGACAGAUAACAACUUAUCAGGAAAAAUCCCAUCCUCCAUUGGUUCCUUAACCGCAUUGGGCAUAUUACAAUUAACAGACAAUAAUUUUAAUGGGGAAUUACCUACAACCUUGAAGAACUGCACAAAUUUGAUAGUUAUUGAUGUUGGAGGGAAUAAAUUAUCGGGGCUAAUCCCGUCAUGGACGGAAAACAGUUUUCCACAGCUUACCAUUCUUAACUUGCGAUCCAAUAACUUCUCUGGGAGCAUUCCAUCAAGUAUAUGUCAUUUUUCAAAUCUACAACUGCUGGACUUGUCUUCAAAUGAUAUAACAGGAAGAAUACCAAAAUGUAUCAAUAGUUUAGCUGCAAUGACAAGACGAACUGUUGAUCUCCCUGGGUCUCUGAUAUAUGGAACGUAUAUAAAGGGUCGCGAUAGUUACAAUAAAGUCAAAGUACAAAUAGAAUGGAAGGGAAAACUGACUGAGCUUGUUAGCACUCUUGAUUUUUUGAAAAGCAUAGAUCUGUCAAGCAAUAGGCUGAUUGGAGAAAUUCCGAGUGAAAUCACUCAGGUUGUUGGAUUGGUGUCUCUGAACUUGUCAAGAAACAGUUUAAGUGGACAAAUCCCUUCGGAGAUUGGUCAGUUGGCAUCUUUAGAUUCUCUUGAUUUAUCAAGGAACCACCUUGUUGGUCAAAUUCCGCCGAGCCUCACUCAUAUAGACCGCCUAAAUGCGUUGGACUUGUCAAACAACAAUUUGUCUGGAAAGAUUCCAACAAGCACUCAACUCCAGAGCUUUCCCAAUGCAUACAUGGGGAAUGCUGAGCUAUGUGGAGACCCACUUCCAACGAAAUGUCAAGAUGAAGAACUUGAAAGGACUGAUUCUGGAGCUGUUGAUGAAGAAGCUGAUGAUGAGCUCUUAACGAGGGGAUUUUACAUUAGUAUGGCACUUGGAUUCAUAAUUGCAUUCUGGGGAGUCUGUGGUACAUUAAUCUUCAACAAAUCUCUCAGAUAUGGAUAUUUCAAGCUCUUAAAUGAUGCCGGAGAUUGGGUUUACGUAAUGGCAGCAGUACACAAGGCCAAACUACUGAGAAUGAUCAAAAGCUAAAAGUACGACUCAAAAGCGCUAUCGCAUGUGUCCAAGAGAAGACUACAAGUUAUAUGGGAGACAGUUUCUUGUAUGAAGAUGCAAUUGGAGCCAAAAGAGUGUGAUUGUUGCAGCUGUGUUCUUCCUUCAAGUGUGCUGCUGAAUUGGUGUUUAUAGCAAAUAAAUUGUAAUGUUAUUUGUGAUUUUGCCUACUAUUUUCAAGUUGUAAUCAACACCUUUUUAAAUUUAUUAGAUUUUGCAGUGAAGUA